Molecule: messenger RNA, 19203 nt
Organism: Diabrotica virgifera virgifera (western corn rootworm)
Lineage: Eukaryota; Metazoa; Arthropoda; Insecta; Coleoptera; Chrysomelidae
Exons: 9
Coding region: 84-3473 (1129 amino acids)
Biological process (GO): regulation of GTPase activity; signal transduction
Cellular component (GO): cytoplasm
Source: RefSeq, a predicted model, not a curated record
UUGUGUGUUGUUCGACAAAUCCUUACAUAUUUUCGGAGUAUUUUUUCGCCUAGGAAAUUAUUUGUGAAAAAAAUCGGUGCUUUAUGUCAGUAGUUAUGGCUGCCAAGAGACGAGAGUCAAAUCUAAGUUCAAAUAAAAGAUCUAACAGAAAGAACCUGUUUAGUACACGAUCGGUUUGGUACGCAGAUGAGGAUGAUGAUGACUUUGUCGACAAGUUUUCUAUAUUUCCUAAAUUCGGAUUGAAGAAGGCUUCCAGUUUAGACAGUUUGUUGGUGGAGACUGAACAUAAACAGAAAGUUAAGAUAACUAAAAAUAUGAUUUCUAGCCCUCUUAAAAUGAGAAAAAUCGUAGGCGAGUGGGCUGAUUUCAAAAGUAAGCAUCUUAGUUCAGCUCCUAUUCUAGAAGACUCAGAAAACUCCAAUUCAUCCUGUUAUUCAAGUGCGUCUGCAGAUAGUGACAGUGAUAGUGAUGUUGUCAAUAAAAACAUUAACCUACAUGAAGUUAGUAACAUUACGGUAGACGACGUUAGCACAGAUAUAAGUAAACAAGAAGACAGUAUUAAUAAAGGUGACGUUAUUGAUGAUGUUGUCGACAAAAAAGAUACGUAUAACAAUAAUCAAGACAUUAAAUCACCUUUGCAAGAUUUUGUGCUUACGGUGGACGAAGAUAUUAAUAUUAGAAAAAAAAGUGACGGAGAAACUAGUAUAGACAAAAAUCGGAGAAAAAAUAUUCAAGCUUUUGAUGAUAUUGUAAAUUGCGAUAAAAAUUUUCAUUUUCUACCCACUACUAACAAUUUAGAAAAUGACAUUACCGAAAUGGUAAACACUAAGGAAACUAUAUCUAAUACAAAUAUUAUUGAAACGUGUAACGACAAUAAAGAAGAAAAUGACGUUACCGAAAAAGUAAAAACAAAGGAAGCUAUGUCUAAUACAGAUAUUAUUGAAACGUGCAAUGAUCAUAAAGAAGAAAAUGACAUUACAGAAAAGGUAGACACGAGGGAAACUAUAUCUAACACAGAUAUUAUCAAAACAGGCAACGAUAAUAAAGAAGAAAGUGUAUUUAAUAAUAAAAUAUUAAUAAAUCAACUUAAUGAAAAACUGGCAUCUCUAAAUGAAACUAUAAAGAAGUUAGAGGAUCCAAUACCGAAUGAAAAAGAUAAAAGAGAUCAAGAAAGACUUGAUAUACAUGUGGAUAAAGUGAAGUUUUAUGUAGGUAAUUCACCUGAUGAUAUUGAAGUUAAAGAUGCUAGACCUUAUUUUGGUUCAUUAAACAGAAAUAUAAAAGCUAGCUUCGGAAUAUUUUCUCAAGAUGUGACGAAAGGAAAUCGGUUUGAUAAAAAUGUUAAUCGAGAACUUGAGUUUAAAGACCCGAAAAGUAAGAGAAAAAAUCGUAAAAAGUCGAAGUCAAAUUUGCUGAGCAUGAAAGGACUUUCUAAAUCUUCAGAUGCUUUGGCGAGUUUCAGGGAUAAUACCGAUCCUGAGGAGGUGCUUAGAACACUUCAAUCCAAUAAAGAUGAACCGCUGUCACGUAGUGUUGGUCCAGGUCCAUUUCCAAGAACCGAAGACAAUUUAUAUUGCGAUGGCGUGCAACUUAGGCCACCCAGGACAGAUGGCUUAAGGCAGUCACAAACCAUAGGCUGUGAUCCCAGAAGGUUUUGCAAUUUUGAUAUUAAAGGCUGUGUGAAGAUACAGUUUUCUGACGGCAAAGAAGUAAAAUUAAAGAAGAGUGAAUACAUUCAGUUUGCCAAAAAUUCAAUCAGCAAAUGCGAUAACACGCGUUGUGAGGUGCUGAAACCGGGUGUUGUUUUAAAAGGAAUCAAACUUAUUAACAAAAAAGAAGUCGAGCUAAGAGAUACAAACAAUCAAACAUGUUUACUCCUAUUUGAUUCUUCAAAAGAUGCAAAACAGUUUUUAGAAAGCGAAAAAGUAAGCUACUUUAUCGACACUGAAAAGUCAACAAUAACGAAAACGCUCCUCAAACUAUUAGGUAAACGGUCUAGUCGAGAAGUACUAGAAAAGAAAGGAAUAUACCAAAAUGAACCUAUAUUUGGUAACACUCUUAGAAACAUUUAUUCUACCGAACACGUAGUACCUAAAUUUAUUGUGAAAACAAUGGAGUUGAUUGAAAGACCAGACAACAUUACAAGCUUGGGUUUGUAUCGGACGUCAGGAAAUUUAGCAACUAUUCAAAAAAUUCGCCUCGAAGUGGAUAAAGGCAACUUGGAUAUUUUAGAACAUUAUACAAAAGAUCCGGAUGUGUUAACCGGAAGUCUAAAACUAUUCUUUAGAGAAUUGAAGGAACCGUUGCUAUCCUGUAGAACUUGUGACAAUCUGCUAGGAUUUAUAAAAACGGACAUGAAUUACGGCAAGAAGGACAGAGAUAACAUCCGCACAAUUUUAACGCACAUACCCGAAGCCAACUCAGAAACAUUGAUAACAUUGAUAAGACAUUUAAUAAAGGUAGUGGAAUUUAAAGAACAAAAUAAAAUGGACGCUUAUAACCUUGCAGUGUGUUGGGGACCGACAAUAAUCUUUGCCACAGAUACUGUUGUAGCUACCAAGGAUAUAGUCACUCAGAGCUCAGAAGCAACGCAGUUAUUCGAUGCGCUGUUGAAUUUCUACAUUAAUAAUCCAGAAGAAUUAGAAUUAAGGAAAAAGAAACACGAUUUCGAUACUAAUCGAAAUAUGAUUCAUCGACAAGAUUCCAAAGACAGUAUUCAGAGUUCAGAUAGUGGCCACUCGAGCAAAAAUAAAAGUUCAAGUAAUGUUAGCCUUGACUCAAUUGAUGAAGUUCUUCGAAAGACAGUAGAAUUAAUUGAAACCCAUUUAAAUAGCGAAGGUUUAUAUAAGAAGAAUGGUUCACCUGAAAAGGUGAAUAAAAUAAUAAAGAAAAUGUUGAAGAAGAAAUUAGGAGAUUUGGAUAAAUACAAAAAUGAUGUGUAUGAAUUGACUGAUGCUUUAAAAAAAUAUUUAAGGGAAGGUUGUGAUUCUUUGGUAACCAAAGAAACUGUAGAAUAUGUAAAUAAGUUAUGUGAUAAUACUCAAUGGUUAGAACACAAUACGAGGCAAAGAGUGAUAACAGUCGUUUCAGAAAUACCGAAAAAGGAUCUGUUGUUUUUAAUACGCCACAUUACGAAACUUGUUAAAUACGAGUCAUCUCAUCGUGUACCUAGAUCCGAAAUGCUUUUCAUCUGGUCCGACGUAUUAAACGAUCAGUCGCGAAUAAUUGAUUCAGAGCCCAAAAUGACGAACUUCCUGAAAAUAGUCAUCGAUGUUUUCGACGAAACUAAACCUGACUUGAUCGCACCUACAAAAGGCAUGAACAAUGGAUUGCUGAAGGACCUGAAGAAUCUACAAAGGGAGAAAGAUAGAAUUAGUAAAUAUGACAAUGUACCCGAUGAGACAGAUUAUCACAAUAGGGAAGAAACAAUACAAGAAGAGAAGACUGAUGAAAUCGAACAUACAAAGUUGUAAACUUGAGGGCCCGGAAGAAGAUAUUCGAACAUUUUAAAGAUUUUACCAUUUGGGAUUGACACUAUUAGAAUAUUUACUAGCUUAUGUAAUACUAAUGUAAAGCACGUCAAUAUUAUUAAACCCUUAGGUACAAUAGAGUAUGCUAAACAGCUAUCACACCUACUUGAAGAUAGGAAACUCAUUUAAAUGUUAGAAGUAAGCCAAAUUUAUAAAAGACAAUCAUAUUCGGGCUGAUUAUUAGUUCAACAAAACAUAUAAUUAACUGGACAUGGCUUUAGAUGGGAUAUAAUCGGUAUAAAUAAAACCAUUCAAGUACAACAUGCAUUUGCAAAAUAUUGCUCGUUUUAGCAAGGGGGGGGGGGUUGUUUCAUUUAUGUUUCUUUGAACAUGAUUCGGCAUAUAUUGGAACUUUGGAAUUAUACAAAUAAUUUGUGUAUUUUUAACACUCUCUUUGAUAAUCACCAGUUUUUGGUUUCAAAAAUUUAUGUUUUUACUUAUAUAUAUAUAUAUAUAUAUAUAUAUAUAUAUAUAUAUAUAUAUAUAUAUAAUCUCAAAUAUAUUAUAAAUAACGAUUAUACUUACAGUUCUAUUACUGAUAAGUGUACUACAGCGGUUCCAUUAUGCACAAACGUCAUGAUUAAUUUGCAAACAAGUUAAAUCAAAACAUUAAGUGAAACAUACGUCGAUAUGUAAUAUCAUUGAUAUUUACCUACUGUGAAUGUAAUGACAAUUUGUAGGUUAGAAAAUAUUAGUUGUCUCAUUAGCUUAAAAUAAAUACUUACCGGAAGUAAUUAAAUUAAGAGAGCAACAGCCCUAAUAACACCAAACAUUCCAUGUACGUUCCUAGAAUGUACACACAGGACAUUGAAAACAUUCCUGGAAUGUCCUCAAAAGCACAAGAACGUCCCCUAAAUGUCCCAGGAAAGUCCUGUGUCAGCAUUUUAAACAUACCUUGAAUGUCUUGUUGGAACAUUCCAUGAAUGUCUACGAAUGUUCUUUGGACAUUCGCAGUAUAUUUUUUAGACAUUCUCUGGAUAUAGUCGCUGAUGUGACAUAAUAUCUCCGAUUUGUUUUUUUAUGAGUUUUGUAAGAGAGACUAAAAACUUUGUUUACAGUCACCUCCUUUUCAUAUGAUAUUUUUUGACAUGUUUUGUAGUAAAUUCAACUAUCUAUUUACUACAAAACAUGUCAAAAUUUACAUGUGAAAACAGGAGAUGACCCUAAAAAUGGUUUUUCGUUUCCUACAAAACAUGAAAAAGCAGAUUGUCACAUCACUGACGAUAUACCAGAAGUAUAUGUGGCCACACCAAAUAAUACAUCCUUGAUAAAUAUAAACAUUUUUAUUCCACAAAAUCUUGUCAUAUAUUUUUUUUUUCAUAAUCAUCACUACAAUGAUGAUUCACUGUAUUGAAUUGUACAUUACAAUUACAAUCUGGUCAUAACUGACCAAUGACCAAUUUUAAUUUAACCUAAAUUACCACUGUUCCUUAAAAUAAAGAACUUACCCCAUAGCGCCUCUUAUCUAAUCUAACAAGAUCGUGCACUAUUUUAAAAUACACAUAGGCACACAAGCAUUAUGCUCUGCUUUUCACUAUCACCUAUCACUCAAACUAGUUUAAAAGGCUUUGUCCUCUUCAGUCUUCUAUAGUUUGCCCAGUAGUAUCGAGGAGCUGGAUUUCCUCAAUAUUCUCAUACUUAUAAAGCUCGUGACUUUCUGCCAUCUUCUUGAUGAUUAUAUCCAGGUUCCAUUUCUAGGUCCUUAUGGAGAUCACUGUUUGUGACAUACCAAGGAGCAUCCGAGCAUCUACAAUAUGUCUCAGUAUUUUGUUCUGGAAUCUUUGUAUAAUUUUUAUAUUACUUGGUCUAGUAGGUACACCCCCAUAGUGGGCAUCCAUAAGUCCAUACAGGUCUUAAUAUUUGUUUAUAAAGUACCUAAUAACUUGUUAUGCAUCGACAAUGUGGACUGUCUUCCAACUAGCCAAUACACUUUUUUACAUAUGGGUAUCUUUCUUUUGUCCUUCAUACCCACAAGCCUAUACAUACGUUUCGUUCCUGGUUUUUUUGUAGACCACUUUCAGCUGAUUCUAAAAAAAAUUGAAAUGACUGGUACUUUUUCUAUUCUUUACAAUAUACAAAUCAAAAGAAAUAGGUACUAUUUACCGGUAAUAAUAUGCAUAAAUAAUUCGUUUCAUAAAGAAUAAAAAAAAAUUGAAAACGGAUUUUAUAAUACUUACAUAAUUGUUUAAAGAAAAGAGAUCCAGCCAGAGCAAAACUUGGCAAAACUAACAUACCCAUACAGAACAGCAAAGAAGCCACUAAUUCUAAUUUCCAUUUUCCAUCCAAUCAUAAAUUUUUAGGUUAUCAUGAAAUGGAAAUGUGAAAAUGUGAUGACCACGCGGCACGCGACCCUACUUACAUAGAACACGCACGGCAAAUUUGAAAAUGAACGCAAAUUGAAUAGUAAAUGGCCUCACUUAAAAUAUAGGACAUUGGUAGUAUGUUCAUAAAAUGUCUUGUGUUAACAUUCCAGCAAUAAUUUAAUCAGAUGUUCACCGAAUGUUCCUUGAAUGUCCAGGACAUUCAAACAGUAAUAGAACUUUGAUAGUACAUUCCUGGAAUGUUUUGUGUUGUUAGGGAGUUACUCGAUUUAACAAUUAUGUUUGAAAAUAAAAAUUAAAUUGACAUAUACACAGACCAAAAGUUUAAAUAAUGUGAAAAACCAAAUAAACCAAUAAAUGCAACAUAAUGUCACUGUCACUGAAAAUGAUAAAUGUCAAAAUUCAUAGUAAACACGGUAUCAAAGACAUGCCGUAUUGUUUAUCCUUGUUUAACUUAUUGUGGUUUCUAUAGACAAGCUGCCUAAUUUUGCGAUACUAGUUUCUGUGAGUAAAAAAGAGACCUAGCAUAAAAAGUAAUUCGUGAAUAAUUUUAUCCAUGUGCAAAGUUACAUGGACGAACUAUUGUAUACAACUUUGUGCACAGAAUAGUCGUAUGUAACUUAUUGUUUCUCGUAUUUUCCAUUUGUUUUGAUUCCUUCUCUCUCUAUCUCUUUUUCUUUCUCACUCUCUCGUUCUCUCUCUCCCUCCCUUCAUAUCUCUCUAUUUAUCUCUCUAUCUCUCUUAGUGUAACUCGGGAGUUGCAGAAAAGUACAAGACUUCAAAUCGAGGUUCGUUUUUUAGUUAGUUAUUUAAAUCAAUUAUCUUAGGAAUCGGGAAUGGCUCACUAGGAAUAUUGGAGGAUAUACAAUUAAUUGUCAACUUAACAGCAUUCAAUACAAUUAAUAAGAGGAAAAAGAUAGAGGAAUUAGAGUGAAAUUUUGCAAGAGCAUUUUGAUCUCAAACGCUUUAUGUUGAUAUCGAAUUUUACCCAGUAGUCAAUGUCCAUAUAUUAUGGGACACUCAGUAUAAGUAAUGUACUCAAAAUAUGUUAGAUUUAUACAGUACAAUAUGCAGUUAACCUAUUCAAGAACUUUGUAAGUAUAGUACUAUACUCUAUUUUUGACUUUAAAUGUUAAACCGAUCGUAGUUCGUUACAUACAUUAAAUAUUUUGUAGUUAAAAUUUGCACAUACUCCUAUAGUAUUUAGAAUGUUAUACAAAAAUGCUCAGAGUCUCUUUAUUUUAUUUUCCAAUACAAACAUAUACAGGGUGUCCCGAAAAGAUUGGUCAUAAAUUAUACCAUAGAUUCUGGGGUCAAAAAUAGGUUGAUUGAACCUCACUUACAUCUAUACAAUAGUGCACACAAAAAAAGGUACAGCCCUUUGAAGUUACAAAAUGAAAAUCAAUUUCAUAUACCGAAAACUCUUAGAGAUUUUUCAUUGAAAAUGGACAUGUGGCAUUCUUAUGGCAGCAGCAUCUUAAAUAAAAAUUAAAGUGAAAUUUGUGUACCCCAUACAAAAUUUAUGGAGGUUCUGUUCCCUUAAACCCCCCCAAACUUUUGUGUACGUUCCAACUUAGUUAUUAGUGUGGCACCAUUAGUUAAACACACUGUUUUUAAAACAUUUUUGCCUCGUAGGACUUUUUCGAUAAGCCAGUGUUUAUCGAGAUAUUUUGAAUAUUUGUCGAAUCCACCACAUAUUUGUAUAAUACACCACAUAAUGUAUUUAUAAUUUACAUUUUUAGGUAUAUUUUGAAAAAGAAGCCACAUCUCGAUAAAAGGUGACUUAUCAAAAAAGACUAAUGCCCAGUUGCACCAACAGACUGUAAAUCAACUGAUUUGCUAACCGUCAAUUCUACGAUUUAAAUCGAUGAUCAAUGGUUAUUUUUCAAACGGGUUGCACCAUUCAAAAAAACUGUUGGUUUACAAACCGACAAUAUAUAAGUGGCAACAUCGUACUUCAUUCGAUUAUUUCAUUCGAAUCCGAGUGUCGUCUGUCAAAAAAGAUUGUCAAAGAAAGUUUUGUUUGUAGUUUGUAAGGUUAUGUCUAUGUUAUGAGGUUAUGUCUAUCCCACAUCACUGGUUAUGGAACACUACAUUGUUUUCUUGCAAAUUUGUUUGUAUUAUACUUAUCAUACUAUUCAUACUUACGAUGGAAAAUAAAGGAAGCCACUUCUCUAGUUUAGAGAAAGAUAUAAUUUUAGAUUUAACAAUUAAAUAUAAAUUUAUAGUAGAAAAUAAACAAACAGAUGGUGUGAAAAAUAAACAAAAAGCCAUUGCAUGGGAAAAUAUUAGCUUGUUAUAUGGGAAGAUAUACCUUGUUUUAAAUUCAUCUUCAUUAUACUUACUUAUUAUACUAUACAAUUCAUUGCGAUCUCUUACAGAUCUUAUAUUUGGUAGCAUAUGCAUUAUAUCUUCCAAAUCCUCAAGAUGAACUUGAUGAUAAAUCCAUUUUUAUAAAUUAUAAUCUAUGAUGAUACUAUGAUACUUUAUUAGAUAAUAGAGAGAUAUCGAAACCCUAUUUAACAUCGAUCCUUUAAUAAAAGUUCCUUCUUCUUACUCUCUUUCUUGGCUUGCAUACUUGUGCAUCUGUCAGUACAUUUGAUUGUAUUGCAGCUCGUCUUGCUCUAAUCAAUGCUGCAACACUGAAAUGAAAACCUAAAAAUGUUGCCUUGAUUUACCAUUUUGUUAAUGUGUAAAUGAAUAAUCACUGCCUCUAGUUGUUUGUGGGUAAGAUGUUGCAAUAUAUUUUGAACAUUGGAAUUCUUUGGUACUCCUAAUUUUGUAAGUUCGAUUCUCAAAUUAAACUGCUUGGAUACUCUUAUUGGACACUUUAGAAGAAUAUGAUCUAGAUACUCAAUUUUUCCGCAUUCACAGUAAGAUGAUUAUAAAAGUUCCUUUAUUUUGACAUAACGUGUUAAAAAUGUGAAGAAAGCUCUAACUUCACUUGUUUUUGGAAUUUAUCGUGUUGUCGCUUCUUUGGAUUAAUAAUUUAUAUAUUAUUGUGGGAUUGAUAUUUGAUUAAACUUUCAUCAUUAAAGUUGUAUGUUGGGUUUUAUUUAUUAAAAAGAACUCUACAGUAAUAUUCUCAGGUAUAGAUUAUUGAUGUUUUGACUUUUGACCCAAACGAAUAUAAAAAAGAACAUUUUAUUUAAGCUAGAGUUAUUACAAAAAGUAAAAAGUAUGUAAAUAAUUUUAAAGUGUUACUACUUACAGUGAUCAGACAUAGAAUAUCAUUAACUCAUUUAUUAAACUCAAUAUAUUUUACAUUUUUGUAUAGAAAUAAAUAUUUUUUAUUAUAGAUAUAAAGAGGUAAUUUCAAUAAAUUUUAAUAUCGUUAAAAUUCUAGAUUCAAAAUAGAGUUCAAUUCAACAAAUAUAUAACAACAGGUUAACAAAAUAAAACAAAGGCUCAAGUAUUUAUAUUUGAAAAUUUAAUCUUUUUAUAGAUUAGAAUCUAUAAAGAUUUUAGUCAAAAGUAUUAGGUAAUACACUUUCAUUUUCAUGCCAUCUUCUUUUGAUUCCUAUCUGUUUCGAAUGUUGGAAAUCAUAUUAGCAAUCAUAACCUUGCUAGCUGCGAUUCGAAACAGUUCCAUUGAUCUUCUCCCUCUACUGGGUCUUCGCUUAGCUUUGACUGUACCUUGCAAUAUGUACUGCAUCAGGAAGUAACGGUGUUGAUUUCUCAUAUGUGUCCCAGAUACUGCAGUUUUAUGUGUUUAAUGGUAAACACAAUCUCCAAUUCUUUUUUCAUUCCUCCUAGAACAUCCUUGUUUGUGAUCCAUUUCAUGCCCUCAGUAUUUGUUUAUUUAAACACUGCCAAAAAAAAUUAAUAAAAAACCAUCAUAAAGGUUAAUUCUUCUAUUAUAUUUUUGUCUAUCGGGAAGUUUAUCUGACAGAUUAGAUAUUAGAGGUCUUUUCAUUUCCAGAUAACUAAUUAUUGGGAAGUUUAUAUAGCAGUAUCCUCUAUAUCUUUAGUAUCUAUCUUUUCAGCUCCGGAUAACUAGUUAACGGGAAGUAUUUCUCUGUCAGAUAUCUGUUAGUAUCUAAUCUGUCAGAUAAACUUCCUGAUAACUAGUUAUCCAAAGGUGAAAAGAGAGGGUCAUAAUGGAUAGUAAUGAACAUAUUUUAAAUGAUAAAAGAUUAAACACCAAUAGCAUGUAUAAUAUUUAUAAAUUUAUUAUUGAAAACCUGCUAAUGAACAUAAAGUACUUAAACUCAGUCACCGAUAUAAUAUUAAUAUUAAUUUAUUAACAAACUGCAGUCCAACAAAAAUAAAAUUAAUUUAAGCUAGCUUUAAAUGUCAAACAAUAUUUUUAAACAAACACACACACAAUUUAGUUUCAUUAGAUUAUCUUCUGGUUGAAAAUGUACUGCCACAGCUUCUAAUAUAUCAAUAUCAACAGCACACCCAUUUGCCACUAUUUCAAGGUUUUCUCUAUUAUCUAUCUAUUAUCUACUGCAAUAUUGUGUAAAACUGAACAAGCUGAUAUUAUUCUUUGAAGAAAAGGUAACUUGCAUCUCAUUACAUAUGUUAAAAUGGGAAAUCUCUUCAAAAUACCAAAUGUUCUUUCAAUAACAACUCUUGAAGGGAUUUGUGAUUGAUUGUAAAACAACUUCUGUCUGAAUAUUCUGCAAUGGUGUCAUGUGUCAUUGGGUAGUUGUAGUUGAGGACUGGGAUAUCCACUAUUCCCUAAUAAUAUUAUAUUCUCCAGAAAUUCCCCAUUUUAUAUACCCAUAAUGUAAAAGUAUUUAAAAACUAAAAUAGUAUUUUCAAUUGCACUUCCAUAUUAGUGAACGAUUAGUAUUAUGGGAUAUAUGAUGUUCUCUAAACAUCUUUAAAUGACAAAAUAAUUAAAUUUAACGUUUUACGUGGUUUUACUCUUUUCAAUUAUCUUAUUUUAAUUUUUAUCAACAACUGGAAUUUUAUAGGUUAUUGGAAUAAACGUCAAACGUCAGGUAAAAAACAGUCGAUUUUUUAAAUAACCGCAGAAAAUCGGGUGGUUAAUUUUGACACAUCAAAAACUGUCGGUUUUAAUUGAGUAAUGGUCGGUGCAACGCAUUUUAAAAUAAACGGGCAAUCCAAAUCAAAAAAUCAAUCGUUUAUUUGUUGGUGCAACUGGCUAUUAGAGGCAAAAAAGUUUUAAAAACACUGUGUUUAACUGACGGUACCACAAUAAUAGUUUAAUUGGAACGUACAGAAAAGUUUGGGUUUAAGGGAACAAAUCCCCAUAAAAUUUUUAUGUAAAUAUAUUAAAAAAUAAGCCCCAUCUCGAUAAAAACUCGCUUAUCGAAAAAAUACUAAGAGGCAAAAAAGUUUUAAAAACGUUGUGUUUAACUAAUGGUACCGCAGUAAUGAAUUAAUUGAAACGUACACAAAAGUGUGGGGGGUUUAAGGGAUCAAAACCCCCAUAAAAUUAUUAUGGGGUGGACAAAUCUCACUAUAAUUUUGUUUUACGAUGAUCCUGCCCUAAGAAUGAUACAUGUCCAUUUUCAAUAAAAAAUCUAUAAUAGUUUUCGAUAUAUUGAAAAAAAUCGAUUUUCAUUUUGUAACUUCAAAGGGCUGUAACUUUUUUUAUGAGCACAUUUGUACCAAGGUAAGUUAGGUUCAAUCGAACUAUUUUUGACUCCAGAAUGUGUGGUAUAAUUUAUGACCAAUCUUUUCGGGACACCCUGUAUAAUGUUUUACAUUAUACAUGUUUGAUGUUUUAAUACAUAAUCUUUUAAAUAAUACAUGAUAAUGAAAGCUUAAACUGAAAUGAAUGUUUAGGAUUAUUUAUAAUUAGAUGGAAUGAUUUUAUAACAAUAAUCAUGUUUGUUUAGUUUAUGUUUGUCUUCUUCUUCUUCGUGCCUUUCCUGUUGUGCCUAGCCUGUUAUUUGCCCAUUCUUUCCAGUACUUCUCACUUUGUUAUAUGGUCUAUAACUUUUAUUGUUAUGUUCUGUCUGUCUUUUAUUGUUAUCUAGAGUCUUGAAGUUUAACUGAAGUAAUUCAGGAAACACUAAGGGUGUUCGAGAUGUGAACUUAAAGAAGAAUUCUCAAAUAUCAUGGAUGGAUAAGUUAUCAGUUGUCCAUUAACUUAAUAAAUAAAGAAUCUUCUUCUCCUUCUUCUUCUUCUUCUAGUCCCGACUCAACUAAUGAAGGUUGGUUAUAACUAAAGGGCGGAUUAUAUGUAUGAAAAUGUAUGAAAAUAUGUACAUAUAUAUGUAAGGAUUUUUUUAAUAUAUGUAAGGAUUCGUCAAAAAUAUGUAAUAAAUAAAUUAAAGCAAUAAUUAUAUAAUUGAUAUAACUAUCCUAAUAAUGAGUUAAAAACAAACAACAUUAUUACUCAGCAACUUUAUUUUUACAUAUUUUAUAUACUUAAUUAUUAAUAUUGUAAAAGGAAUUUACAACUAAAUAUUUUUCAAAAUUUUCUAAGGUAAAUGUUUGUCUUUUAUCAGAAAACAUAUGUUAUACAAGAAGAGCUGGGCUCCACAUCUACUGAAGUAAUAGGCGCAUAUUUUAAUUUUGGCAACAGGUUUCCAUCAAUACACGUUUCUAUAUCAAAAUGGCCUCUAAAAAUGCAUGACACAUUCUGAAUAAUUUUGAAGCCUUCAUUAUUUUCUAAAACCUGCUUAAGCUUCCCCAAAACUUUUGUACCAAUGUUGCCGUUUACUUUUUGGCAUUCCUUCUGAAAAUUUUCAAUUAGUUCCACACAAUCAACUAGAAGUUGCGAAUUCUUUUCUAGUAACGUAAUUAUUUCCGGGAUAAAACUAUAAUUCGUCUUAAUAAAUAUCGGACUUUUAUACACCUCCUUAUUAUCGAAAACUGCUUUUGAUGAUAUGACAGCCUGUGAAGAGUGUGAGAUGUCGUUUAUUACGUCCUUAAUUCUAUCAUAAUUUUCAGCGUAAAAAAUAGCUGUACUUAGCCAAGUCCCCCAUCGAGUUAAUACAGGUUGGGGAGGUAGCGGUACGUCACGAAGCCUCUCUUUAUAUAUUUGAACUCGCAAAGGAGCCUUCUUCGCUGAAGGAACACCUUCUUUACAUUGCUAAUUAAUUCUUCACAAGAGGAAACUGGGUUCUGAUAAUCUCUGCAACUCUGUUAACUCCAUGAGCUAAACAAGUAAUAUGAAAAAGAUUCUGAUAAAAUAUUUUUAAAUUCCGCCCCACCUUAACCAUAUAUGGGGCAGCUUCUGAUAAAAUCAAACAAAUGAAAUAGAGGAUGUGGAAAAAUCCCCUUACGAAUAACUCACACAUCCACUAUUUCGGGCUGGGAAAAAUUUCUUGAAUAGAAUCAAAGAUCCAAACACCAGUUCUUAGAAAUGUGUUUCGCCCUCUUCAACCUCUCUGGGCUCAUCAGUAAAGAUGAGAGGUUGAAUAUCCUAGACAUCCUAUGAGAGACACUUUCCAUCAAAAAACAACAUUCGAAACAUAGAACAUAUCAGGAGCGUAAAUCUACGCCUAAUCUGACAAUGACAGUCUCAAGUUUUAAUUCCCUAAUUACUUAAAGUAAAAUAUAUGUUUAAAAAACAAAAAAACAAAAGAUGUAAAUCUUUGAAACACACUCAGUGAACAAAAGAUCCAUGUUAUUGGUUUACCGACCAGCUUCUGAUAAGAAAAUCACAAAUUUAUUUAAUGAAAUGGCAUCUGGCAAAAAGAAGUUUGCCAAAGUGUCUUGAAUGAAUCUUGUAACGGUCAAAUUGUUGGCUUUUAAAUUGUUGGCUGUUCCGUAAUCCAGACUCCUAAGUAUUUCGUUUUGACCACUUGUUCAAUGGUUUCAUUUUUUUAUCUUAAUCCUUGUAAUGCCUUUGCCCCUCUAAUAAAGAAUAGUAAGGAAUAAUGUACACAGUAAAAGAAGAAAGUAGAUUAUUUAAGUCACUUCAUACGAAAUAAAACGAUGGGGGAAAUUACUGAAAUGCAUUCUGGAUGAAAAAGAGUAAGAUAAGGUAAAAAUCUGGAAAAGACGAAUGUCCUAGUAAAAUACUUUGAGAACCUGGUUUACAACAUCGACUAUGUGACGUUUCAAAGCAGCAACAAAAUUUGUUCAAUUGUAUUUAAUACAAUUGGCAUUGAAAAAACGAAUUUGAAGACAAUGAAGAAGAAUUUACUAAGGAAGUAAAAAUAUAAUAUAAAUAUAAAAAUACUGUACUUCUAGGUAGAUGGUAUAUAAUGUAUUAAAAUUUUCUAAAAAGAUCCAAGUUGGACUUAAAGUGGGUACAUCACUAGUACAAAACAAACGUUUUCGGACUAAUCAGUCCAUCAUCAGGUUAAAAACUUCAGAUCCAAAGUAGUUGGCUAGCUACAUAGGUAGGUCGAAUGACCUUACCAGUAUAAAAAUUAAGCCAUUUCGGCUACAUCGAUGGCGACAAUAUGUUAUAAGAAUGCAAUGUAAUUAGACUAUAAUGGAGUCUUCAUCUUGGCUUCAAACUGACAGACUGUAGUCUACAAUCCAUUAUAGUCUAAUACAAUGUAAUUAGACUAUAAUGGAGUCUUCAUCUUGGCUACAUCGAUGGCGAAGACUACAGUCUGUCGGUUUGAAGCCAAGAUGAAGACUCCAUUAUAGUCUAAUUACAUUCUAUUCUUAUAACAUCGACUUAUUGUCGCCAUCGAUGUAGCCGAAAUGGCUUAAUUUUUAUACUGGUUAGGUCAUUCGACCUACCUAUGUAGCUAGUUCCAACUACUUUGGAUCUGAAGUUUUUAACCUGAUGAUGGACUGAUUAGUCCGAAAACGUUUGUUUUGUACUAGUGAUGUACCCACUUUAAGUCCAACUUCGAUCUUUUUAGAAAAUUUUAAUAAAUUAUAUACCAUCUACCUACAAGAGAAGAUUUUUACUUCCUUAGUAAUUUUUUAUUAUGAUAUACAGCCAAUGAGAGGAAUUCUUUUUAGUUUUUUUUUGAAGAAGAAUUUAUUCGACAUUUCAGAAUGUGCAUCAGAACUCUGUAACUGUUUGUUGGGAACUAAAUUAAUAUUACUUCUUUCUAUUUAUUAAAAAGAGCAAGAUUCAAGUAAAGCAUCUUUAUUUGAAAGACUUUUUAAAUUUAAUUGAUUUUUGUGUGAAUAUGCAACAAGUACCAAGCAUUUUGAAAUCAUUACAUCUAAUUAAAAAAUAUAUGAGACAUUUAAAAAGUAGAUAUGUAUUAAUCAUAAUUGAUUAGCUUUCCUGUACAAGGACAUAAAAUGUUUAUGGAUAAAAGAAUAUUAAGUUUUCAUAUACAAAAUAUUUUGUAAAUUGUAUACAUUAUUUCAUGUAUUUCUAUUUUAUGUGUUCAAUGUGAUUACUAUAGACCAUUGGGACCGAAUGUUGCGAAAACUGUUCUUAUUUCUAAAUGUUUCGGGCAUUAUAUUUUGGCAAAAAGUCCUGGGAACUUUGAAAUAAGACAAGAAGACUGGAGACUGAAAUCCUGUAAAUAUUAAUAAAUAGCAAUAUUUUUGUUAACAUUGAAUUUUUCUUAUGUAUGUUGUGCCUUUAGGUACAAAGGGCAAUGAGAAAAUUUUCUUUUUGGUACCCUUUAUACAGGGUGUCCCAAAAAUAUUGGUCAUAAAUUAAACCACAGAUUCUGAGGUCAAAAAUAGGUUGAUUGAACCUGACUUACCUAUAUACAAUAGUGCACACAAAAAAAGUUACAGCCCUUUGAAGUUACAAAAUAAAAAUCGUUUUAUUUUCAUAUAUCGAAAACUCUUAGAGAUUUUUUAUUGAAAAUGGACAUGUGGCAUUCUUAUGGCAGCAACAUCUUGAAAAAAAAAUAAAUAAAGUGAAAUUUGUGCACCCCAUAAAAUUUUUAUGGGGGUUUUGUUCCCUUAAACCCCCCAAACUUUUGUGUACGUUCCAACUAAAUUAUUAUUAUGGCACCAUUAGUUAAGCGCAAUGUUUUUAAAACUUUUUUGCACCUUAGUACUUUUUCGAUAAGCCAGUGUUUAUCGAGAUAUUUUGAAUAUUUGUCGAAUCCACUACAUAUUUGUAUAUGGUUACGUACGAUUAUAGAGAGCUGUUAAUAAUCUGAAAAUUUAUUUAUAAUUUACAUUAUUAGGUAUAUUUUGAAAAAGAAGCCACAUCUCGAUAAAAGGUGACUUAUCAAAAUAAGACUAAGAGGCAAAAAGUUUUAAAAACACUGUGUUUAACUAAUGGUACCGCAAUAAUAGUUUAAUUGGAACGUACACAAACAUUUGGGGGGUUUAAAGGAACAAAACCCCCAUAAAAUUUUUAUGUAAACAUAUUAAAACAGAAGCCGCAUCUCGAUAAAAACUGGCUUAUUGAAAAAAUACUGAGAGGCAAAAAAGUUUUAAAAACGUUGUGUUUAACUAAUGGUACCACAAUAAUGAAUUAGUUUGAACGUACACAAAAGUUUAUGGAGGUUUAAGGGAACAAAACCCCCAUAAAAUUUUUAUGUUGUAGACAAAUUUCACUAUAAUUUUGUUUUAAGAUGUUCCUGCCAUAUGAAUGAUACAUGUUCAUUUUCAAUAAAUUAUCGCUAAUAGUUUUCGAUAUAUUGAAAAAAAUCGAUUUUCAUUUUGUAACUUCAAAGAGCUGUAACUUUUUUAAUGAGCAUAUUUGUACUAAGGUAAGUUAGGUUGAAUCGAACUAUUUUUGACCCCAGAAUGUGUGGUGACCUAUGUGGUGAAUUUAUGACCAAUCUUUUCGGGACACCCUGUAUAUUUUUAGAUACAAUUAUGUAGAAAAAAAGCUAAAUCAAUUAAACUUCUGAAAGGCGGUAGGAUUUCAAUGCACAGCAAAACCUAAUUAUGAUGAGAUUGCGUAGUAUUGCGCGGAUGACGUAUUUUCCCUACGCCACCUCCCAUCGGCAAAAUUGUUGGAAGCUCGUCAGUCAGUGGCGUAUCUGCGAAGGGGUAGUUAAUAUUGUCUGCUAUUAUGAGACUGACGCCCGCUAUUAUUUCAUUGCCGCGAUUUACGUUCGUCGCUAAAAUGUAUUCUUUUAAAACCUACGUAAUUCAUCUCUUGAUCUUCGUAGUGACAGACAAUAUUGGAAAUUCUGGACAUCUGUACUACUACAUGUCGGUUUAUAACGUUCGACGCUGUUUUCCGACUUUUUGCUUUUCCUCUUUAUUUAUUUUGCUUCUCCAACUUGUACUCGGUCUACCUCGUUUACUUUUUCCUUCUGGUUGCCAAUUUAGUAUUUACUUGGUUAUUUGUUGUUUAUAUUUGUAGGUAUAUGUCCGAACGAGAUAAGUCGUUUUGUUCAUACAUCAUCUGUGAUCGUUCGUUUGAUUCCCAUUAUUUCUCUAAUGCGUUCGUCGUUAUUCCUUUCUCUUCUAGAUAUUCCUGUCGCCGGUUUCCAGAAAUUUUUCCGUUGCUUUCAGUCAGUCUUGCCAAUGUUCUUUCUGUCAGUGGCUACACCUCACAGCUGCAUAGAGUGAUACUUUUCACCAUUAUCAGCGUUUUGAUUUCUUUGCUGGUGGAUUGCUGUCUUUCUUACUCUCAUUAUUUUUUUAUUUGGAGUAAUGUUCAUUGUGGAAUGACGGUUCUCCAAUAGGAAGACGAUCAGUGGGAAGACCACGAAAACGAUGGAACAACAGCUCACUAAAGGCACAUUGAAAAGUAGACACUCGUGUCUACACAAAAAGAAGAAGAAGUAAUAUUCAGACCUAAAAUUUUUCAUAUCGAUAUAAUGUAUGUAUUGCAUAUAUAGGGUGUCCCAAAAGUAGCGGAACGGUCGAAUAUUUCGCGAACUAAACAUCGGAUCGAAAAACUGAAAAAUACGUGAUCAAUUAUUUUCAAAAAUCUAUCCAAUGACACCAAACACCAAUCCCCACUACACCCCCUGGAGGUGGGGUGGGGGGUAACUUUAAAAUCUCAAAUGGAAACCCCCAGUUUUUCUUGCAGAUUUUAAUUCGUUACGUAAAAGUAAUUAACUUUUAUUCAAGACAUUUUUUCGAACUGUGGAUAGAUGGCGCUAUAAUUGGGAAAAACGAUUUAUCCUGAUACCAUAGGUAAAUUAUAGAGACGGUCUAAUAUCUCACGAAAUACACUUCCAAAUGGGAAACUAAAUAACAUAUUUUUAAUCUUUUUCGAAAACCUUUCGAAUAACAUCAAACGUGACUCUCCAACCCACCCCCUGGAGGUGGGGUGGGGGGUAACUUUAAAAUCCUAAAUAGCAACCCCCAUUUUUUAUUACAGAUUCGGAUCCGUCAUGAAAAAUUAAGCAACAUUUAUUUGAAACAUUUUUUAGAAUUGUUAAUAGAUGGCGCUUUAAUUGGAAAAAUACGAUUUAUUAGCGCCAUCUAUCAGAAAUUUUAAAAAAUGUUUCGAAUAAAUGUUGCUUAAUUUUUCAUGACGGAUCCGAAUCUGUAAUAAAAAAUGGGGGUUGCUAUUUAGGAUUUUAAAGUUACCCCCCACCCCACCUCCAGGGGGUGGGUUGGAGGGUACCGUUUGGUGUUAUUCGAAAGGUUUUUGAAAAAGAUUAAAAAUCUGUUUUUUAGUUUCCCAUUUGGAAGUGUAUUUCGUGAAAUAUUAGACCGUCUCUAUAAUUUACCUAUGGUAUCAGGAUAAAUCGUUUUUCCCAAUUAUAGCGCCAUCUAUCCACAGUUCGAAAAAAUGUUUUGAAUAAAAGUUACUUUUACGUAACGAAUUAAAAUCUGCAAGAAAAACUGGGGGUUUCCAUUUGAGAUUUUAAAGUUACCCCCCACCCCACCUCCAGGGGGUGUAGUGAGGAUUGGUGUUUGGUGUCAUUGGAUAGAUUUUUGAAAAUAAUUGAUCACGUAUUUUUCAGUUUUUCGAUCCGAUGUUUAGUUCGCGAAAUAUUCGACCGUUCCACUACUUUUGGGACACCUUAUAUAUAAAAUCGAUAUUUUAUUAUUACUUAACCGCUCAAGUUGGUUAUUUUCUGAUAUUUGUUUUAAUCCAUUUCGAAGUUUUAUUUGAUUUAACAGUUUUAUUUAUUUGUUUUCGAUGUAUUAUUAAAUUUUCUGUUCGUACACAUGGUUCGACAGAAAAAACACCUAUAAUCAAAGUCUAUUUUUUAGCGCAUGUUACUGAUUUAAGCAUUUUAUGAGAGAAAAUAUAUAAUUUAUAUAAAUUAUAACAUUGUAUUAUAGAUCGGUACCACAAAGAAAAAUUCUCUAUUAAAAAUAAUUUAUUUUUCUUGUUAAAUUUAAAUGUAGUGCAUAUAUAGAAAGUGUAAGAUGUAUUCAAAGUAUUCGAUAGUUCUGUGAUAAUAAAAUUCCAUUCCAUUGUUAAAAGUUAUUCUCUUGAAAUUAUAUUGUAUGCAAGUUUUAAUCUAAAUUUCAUUCCUAUACACUUGUUUCGUAAAAACAUACUUUAAAUGGCCGUAAGUUUAUUACACUCUAAAGUAAUUUUAGAAUAUAGUAUUGUUUAUGUAUAAUCCAAAUUGUUACCAAAGUUUAAUAAAUUGCCUUUUGUAAAGGUG